This is a messenger RNA of Pygoscelis adeliae (Adelie penguin), 1880 nucleotides long. Its product is annotated as rho-related GTP-binding protein RhoB. Gene Ontology annotation, biological process: small GTPase-mediated signal transduction. The transcript has a single exon. Lineage: Eukaryota; Metazoa; Chordata; Aves; Sphenisciformes; Spheniscidae. The record is from RefSeq and is a predicted model, not a curated record. The coding region runs from base 22 to 369 and encodes 115 amino acids. Gene Ontology annotation, molecular function: GTP binding; GTPase activity.
CCGGACACCGAUGUGAUCCUCAUGUGCUUCUCUGUGGACAGCCCGGACUCGCUGGAGAACAUCCCGGAGAAGUGGGUGCCUGAAGUCAAGCACUUCUGCCCCAACGUCCCCAUCAUCCUGGUGGCCAACAAGAAAGACCUGCGCAAUGAUGAGCAUGUGCGCAACGAGCUGGCCCGCAUGAAGCAGGAGCCGGUGCGCACCGAGGAUGGCCGCGCCAUGGCCAUUCGCAUCCAGGCCUACGACUACCUGGAGUGCUCGGCCAAGACCAAGGAGGGUGUCCGGGAGGUCUUCGAGACCGCUACCCGGGCAGCCUUGCAGAAGCGCUAUGGCACCCAGAAUGGCUGCAUCAACUGCUGCAAAGUCCUAUAGGGCGCGGCUGGAGAGUGGCGCUGGGCACAGCGCCUGGGUCACCUGUUGGCAGGUGGAGAGGAGCUGGGUUAUGCACACACAUGGCAUCUGCUUGUCCCCUCCGCUGGGGGCUGGCGAUGAAUCGGGGUGGGGGCUAAGGGAGAGAGCAUGCUCCCUUAGCCUUGGCCGAAAAGGGUUGUGCUGGCUCAGCCGUGGGGACAGAGGGAGGGGGGGGAUUGCAUGCCCUGAGUCUUGGGAAUAAAGUGGGGAGAAGGCUUCUCCCACCACCGGCCCCUGCGAGUUAAUCGCAGACUCUCACAACAAAAAGCUGCUGAGACUGGACUGAGCAAAUGUCGCACCCGGCUCUUCCCCUUUGCCCACCGCCUGCUGCUCCCGGCUCCCAGACAGCCUCCUCUCUUUUGCAAGAGGAGAGCGGUGGAGGUGAGAUGCUCGAAGGGACUUCUGCCUCCUGCCUGCAUGUGCCUCCCCCCCAGGCAGGCUGGGGAAGGGGCUGCAUCUCCGGGGCUGCCUGCAGCAUUCUCGCCUCUCCCACAGUUGUUUCAGCCUGGGCCUGACCUGCUGUGGAAGCUAGUGCCCUGGAGACUGAGACUGGGAGGGGAGGGUCAUCCCAAGCGAAGCCUGUAUAUAUCUUACCUUUUCUGUCUUGUGCAAACUGGGGUAGUGCAGGGGGUGCUUAUUUAAAGUGAGGUGGGGAGGGGGUGCCCAGCUGGGACUUGUGUUGUGCAAAGGAACUUGCCCUGAGUGACUGAUGCCUGCUGAUAAUGUGAGCCUUGAACUGAUUCCAGCUGCAGAAGCCACCAGGCUAGGCAGUAAAGCUGAACUGCUCUGUCCUCCUUGCUGGUCAUCCUCCUCCUGAUGGAUGAGGCAGGAUGAGCAGGGGGGAGGGGGAUGAUAUUGCCAUAUUAUGAUCUUGGUGCCUGCUCCUUCCUUUAAUGUUCUCUUCUGCAAGUAUGUCGAUUUGGGUUUAUUUAAAAGUUUAUCUUCAAAAGAAAUUACUUUGCACAACUUGGUGGAUUUUUGUUUUUUAAAUUAAAUACUCAAUGCACUUGUCAUCUGCAUACAACACUGUAGCAUUGGAAAUACUCUUACUCAGUAACCUCAUCUGGGUCUUGUUUUAAAUUGUGAUUUCAGUGCAAGAUGAAAUAAAACCACUGUAUCUUUUUGCCUUGGAAAAAAAUGGGUGAAAGCACUGUUCCUUAUGCAGUGAGUACAUCAGACAUUAAUACUAAAGGGCAGUUUAAAGAAUCUAGGUUUAUUUAAAACUUUAUUUUCACAGGGUAGCCAACCCAGGUGAAAAUAAUCUUGUGUUUCUCUGGUUCAGAGAACAAAUGUAUCCAUUGAAGUUUGUUUACUUUUCUCCCUCUUCCCUCAACAGUGGUACUGAGACUGUUUCUGUUUUUGUUUUUAAUAAACUGACAUGGCAAAAACUGAGAUGUAUAUGAUGUUUACAUAAAACUAUGAACUGUGUAUGCAGUUUUUUAUGUAAAAUAUUAAAAGAUUCUAUGCUGACA